CGGGGCGGUUUCUCCUCCCACCGCCUGUGUUCCCUCACCGGGGGCGGCUGCUGGACCCGGGCACAGGGACUGUGGAACCGCUCCGUACCGGGCUGUGCAGCGGAUCCGGGCUCUCCUUACCCGCUUCUUUCCCGUUUGCAUGUGCAUUGGAGUAGUGGGUGUUCCAGUCRUUGUAGGAGUUGAACCAACCUCCUGCAAACAUGGCAGACGAGGACCUUAUUUUUCGUAUGGAAGGGAUUGAUAAUGCCAGAACAACUCCAGCAGACUCUGGGAAUUAUCUUGAUGCUGAUAGUGAUGAUGAAGACAAUUAUUUUAUCUGUCCAAUAACUGAUGAUCCYGUUUCUAACAAGUUCACCAAUACCAAAGUAGACAAUUAUUACAGCAGCAUAGCAAAGACUGAGCAGUACAGUUCAAGCUCUUCUCCCAGAAGCUUCAGCUUUAAGAAUGACACACAGCAUCGUUCUAAGCAUGGCUCUGUGGUUGACCAUGGUCGGGAAACCUGGAAACAUGCCAUUGAGAAAGCCAAGCACAUGCCUGAUCCCUGGGCAGAAUUCCAUCUGGAGGACAUUGAGACRGAGUACGCCACUCGUUACAGGUACAAUGCCGUUACUGGGGAGUGGGUUGAAGAUGAAGUCCUUAUCAAGAUGGCCUCACAACCUUUUGGCCGUGGAGCAAUGCGAGARUGUUUCAGAACAAAAAAGCUGUCCAACUUCUUACACACUCAGAACUGGAAAGGUGCCUAUAAUUAYGUUGCCAAGCAAUACAUAGAGAGUGUGAGCAGGGAUGUGUAUUUUGAGGAUGUUCGACUGCAGAUGGAAGCAAAACUCUGGGGAGAGGAGUACAACCGGCACAAGCCACCAAAACAGGUGGAUAUUGUGCAGACCUGUAUUAUCGAAAUGAAGAACAGACCUGGAAAGCCUCUCUUCCAUCUGGAGCACUACAUUGAGGGCAAAUACAUCAAAUACAACUCAAAUUCUGGAUUUGUGCGAGACGACAACAUUCGUCUAACUCCGCAAGCUUUCAGUCACUUCACCUUCGAGCGCUCAGGACACCAACUCAUUGUUGUUGAUAUCCAAGGAGUUGGAGAUCUUUACACAGACCCUCAGAUCCAUACAGAGGGUGGUACAGACUUUGGAGAUGGCAACCUAGGUGUUCGAGGUAUGGCCUUGUUCUUUCAUUCUCAUUUCUGCAACAAGAUCUGCCAAAGCAUGGGACUUGCACCAUUUGAUCUUUCCUCCAAAGAGAAAGAUGCCUUGGAUUAUAAUAARAAAUUGCUUGAAUCUGCUCAGACAAUUCUGCGUGGCACGGAGGAGAAGUGCGGCAGCAGCCGGGUGAGGACGGUGUCCGGGAGCCGCCCCCCUCUGCUCUCCCGCCUGUCGGAAAACUCGGGUGAUGAAAGCAUGAGCGACGUGGCGUUUGACUCCCUGCCCUGCUCUCCCUCCUCUGCAACCCCUCACAGCCACAAGGUGGACGUGCUUAAUUGGCCUGUGUUCAAUGAAGUAGAUAACUUGGAUCAACUCGACAACAAAAGGGAUUUUGAAAAUGGUGGAGACAGUGGAUAUCCCAGUGAAAAAAGAAGUGAGACUGAAGAUCUGGAUCACAGAGAGAGGGGCCAUUCAAACAACAACCGGCGGCAGGAGUCUGAUGAAGACAGUUUGGGAAGCUCUGCAAGGAUCAGUGUGGAGAAAUGGAAUCUCUACAACCCUUCCAGAGUCCAUAUCCACAGACCAUCCUGUGUAGCCCAAGAAAUUCAGAGGCUCAAUGCACUAGAACUUGAAAAGAAAAUUGGRAAGUCAGUCCUUGGAAAGGUUCACCUGGCCAUGGUUCGCUAUCACCAAGCCGGGCGUUUCUGUGAGAAGGACAAGGAGUGGGAUCAGGAGUCAGCCCUGUUCCACCUGGAGCACGCUGCAGACUGCGGGGAGCUGGAGGCCAUYGUUGGCUUGGGGCUCAUGUGCUCUCAGCUGCCACAUCACAUUCUUUCCGAGGUCACUCUGGAGGACACAAAGGAGAACAGAAAUAAAGGAUUCAAUUACUUGCUGAGAGCAGCAGAAGCUGGAGACCGGCCUUCCAUGAUUCUGGUAGCRAGAGCAUAUGAUACUGGUGUAAAUCUUGGUGCAGACAGAGCACAGGAUUGGAAGGAGGCACUGCACUGGUACAACGCYGCGCUGAACAUGACUGACUAUGAUGAAGGAGGUGAAUAUGAUGGCACUCAGGAUGAGCCYCGCUAUCUGCUCCUGGCCAGGGAAGCAGAGAUGUUAAUGAUGGGAGGCUUCAACCUGGACAAGRAUCCACAGAGAUCAGGUGAGCUUUACACAGAAGCAGCAGAAGCAGCAAUGGAAGCYAUGAAAGGCAGACUGGCAAAUCAGUACUACGAAAAAGCAGAAGAGGCCUGGGCCAUGAUGGAAGAAUGACACUGAAUUAAGCAGUUCUUGUAUAUUAUUUUUUAUAGACUUGCUGCAUUUGCAGCUAAAAAGAUGUAUUUUUAUGUGAUGUUACCAGUUUUAUUUUUUUCGUAUUUUAGUUUUAUAAUGUUUUUGAGGGUAAAGUCUAAGUGUAGGUAAUAUGUAGGGUGCAUAGCAUACUUCUGUUUGUGUUUUAAAGCUGUAAUACAGACACACUUGGACCUUUUGUACUUUUUUUAACCGUUAGAACUGAGGGGCCUAGUUUUUUUGACAAAAGAAAAUGAGGCCUUAUUGUUUAGCUUUUACAUGUCUUGUUUUUUAUACAGCAAAUGAUCAGUUGUGUUUACAUUUUUCUUCUACUCCUCACAUACAAAAAACAUUUUCCUAAAUCCUCAGCAUUUCUUCAUCAUUUUUGGUGUAUCUCACCAAAUUUGCACAUGAAUGUAAAUUUUCAGUUUACAGAUGCAGCUACUGAUGUUCAUAAGUAGUCCCAUUCUAUUUUGCUGACAUUGUUGGACACUGUUAUUAUCAAAUGAAUUCCAGAUAGAAUCCUUCAUCAGGGGAGGGGUAGGGAAGAGGAUUCAGAUUGGCAGUGAGGAUAUUCAGGGUGGGUGUUUUAUUCAUUACCAUAGCAUUGCUUAUUCUACCAUUAGAAAAUUGUUCAUCUUCCUGAUGAGGUGAGGCAUCCAGCUACCUCUCUCAUUUUCACAUUCUGCACCAUAUGGAAGUUUAGUUGUAUAAAAUUYUGCUGAUCUUGUAUUUGUCCAAGGAUGUACAGUAGCAAGAUUUGUAAUACAUGGCUAAUUUGAAGUUAUUUUUACAGCRGCAUCUGAAAUCUCAGUGAAGCUAGAUCAUCUCAAUUAAAACGAGARCACAUUUUCCACCAUUUCCAGAUGGAUGUUUGAAGAGGUUAGGAGAUGUUGAUUCACCUAUUUCUAUGUACAGAAAAMAAAUUAUAUGGUUUAAGUGUAUUUUAAAAUGGCAUUUUAUCUGCAAAUGGUUUCAAAUGCCACUUAGAGAAGAAUUGCUGGUUAAGAAGGGARAACAGUACUAUCCCCAAACACUUGAAUUAGUGUCCCCUUUGCCUAAUCUUAACCAGUGAGGGGAGGACAGAKAGAUGGUGGGGGUUGAGUUAAUCAUGGUGUAGAGAUAAGCUUCUUCCCUAUCCAGUCUUUACUCCAAAGCUGCUGUGCCAUCUCUGUGGAUAGUACAGAAGCUGUUCCUGUUCCUUGGUUAUAUUUUUGCUGGAGAUUUAGCAUGGAAGCUUCUGCCUCUUUGGCCUUACAGUCUCCUUAGGGUGUCAUUGAUGUGCACAAGAGGCAGCCCCUGGGAAGCAAUGCAAUGCUCUCCACUUCAGCCAGGCUUUUAAAACAGGCUUAAAGCUAAGCAGGCUCUGAGUUGAUGCAGGAUUGAUUAGGAUUUCACACAUGCAUAGCAAAGGAAUAUUAAUUUGUUGUAAUUUUCAGGCCCUAUCCAAAGUUUUGAUGCCUGAAGCCUCUCUGGGAUGUGGCCUUUUUUGUGAUUUCAGUUCAUAGCAUUAAGAUAUCAGCUGUCAAUGAAAGGUGAGGCCAUUCACCUCUGAAGACAGUGGAAUAGUCUGUUUUGUGUAGAGCCUACACAGUGUAGGGACUACAUCAAAUUCAGACAAAAGGAUUUGUUUCCCUCAUAAGGUGUUGAUGCUGAAUCUUUGAGAUUUUCCUAGAGAUGGAAGCAUGUGUGACAACACCACUAACCAUGUAGGGAGGAGAUUAGAAGUGCUAGUCCAAAAUGUGCAUGCAGAGGAUGUGGGGUGUAAUUAUUGRCACUUUGUGGUGUAGUUUAAUUUGCUAAAUUCAGUAGUUGCUGAAGUUGCUGACAGCUCUGUGUAGAUCUGGUAUGUAAAUGUGCACACAACUCAGUGCAGAAAUUAUGGUGAUUAAUUCUUUGAUUGCAAGAACUACUUUUCAGUGAUGAAGACUACCUUCUGUCCUAAGGUGUAUCAUAUGAUUUAACCAUACAAUAAAUGGGACUGUCAAUAAUAUGAAAAUGGAAAUUGUUUACAGAAAUAUUCACAACUUACUCUGUGACAUUCUUUUGAAGGGAAAAAUUGUAUAUUUCAAAGAUUUUUGCAAUGAUAUUUCUAUAUGCUGUAUUUUUAAUCUAUUCACAAUGAAUAAAUAAAAAUCUGUAUUUUUAAAAAAUGUGRAAAUAAAUCUGAGGCUCAGCCUGCCAGAACUUACCCAGGUUCAUUGUUUCCAGAGGUCAGUGGGAAUAUUGCUUGGGUAAGGACAGUGAUGGAAGCCUUUGUUUGUGUGUCAUACAAGCAAAUACUUCUUGCCUGCAUCACUUAGUCCUGCCAUUCUGGGUUCAUUCUGGCUAGUCAAUAAAAUUCUUCUUUUUAUCACUUUC
Molecule: messenger RNA, 4790 nt
Organism: Malurus melanocephalus (red-backed fairy wren)
Lineage: Eukaryota; Metazoa; Chordata; Aves; Passeriformes; Maluridae
Gene: EEF2K
Product: eukaryotic elongation factor 2 kinase
Exons: 19
Coding region: 201-2411 (736 amino acids)
Biological process (GO): protein phosphorylation
Molecular function (GO): elongation factor-2 kinase activity; ATP binding; calcium ion binding
Source: RefSeq, a predicted model, not a curated record